Messenger RNA from Galendromus occidentalis (western predatory mite), 1237 nucleotides. RefSeq lists its product as uncharacterized. The coding region runs from base 48 to 1001 and encodes 317 amino acids. Gene Ontology annotation, biological process: Golgi organization; Golgi to plasma membrane protein transport. NCBI's taxonomy places the organism in Eukaryota, Metazoa, Arthropoda, Arachnida, Mesostigmata, Phytoseiidae. Gene Ontology annotation, cellular component: Golgi membrane. The record is from RefSeq and is a predicted model, not a curated record. The transcript is spliced from 5 exons.
UUCGAUUUGCAAAUAGGAGUGAUUCCUUGUAGGCGGAAUAUCCUAUAAUGAAUCCGACGGCCUCGGACCCUCAAUUGUUGAAACACAAUCGGACAAUCUCUAACACUUCGACUCGCAGUGAGGGUGAUGGGAUGGAGGCCCCUCGGAAAGAAGAGAUUCCAAUGCCAGUGCUCACCCAUGCUCAUCCGAAAUUCGUGCCCAAAGAACCUUACAAAGCAGCCGUCGGGCUUUCGAAAAAAGACCACGAGAGAAACAAACUCUUGAGACGAGUCGACGAGUUGGAACGAGAAAUUGAUCAAUUGAAGGAGCAGUACAAGAUCCAGGUAGAGGUCAACUCUGACCUUAAGAAGCUGCUUGUGGCGUCCCUCGGGGAAGACAUGCAGGAACGAGUGCAGUUCCUCACAGAAGACAAGCAGCGACUCGCGUCUGAAAUUUCGUUCUACACCCGAAAACUGCAAAAAGAGAUUGGCCACAUCGACGAAUUGAAUAUCGAAUGCGAUGUAUGGCGUACCAAAUACCUAGCGACGAGUCUCCUGGUCACCGAACUCGCUACCGUGAAAGCUGAGCUCAAUAAAAGAUGCGACGAUUUCGAGAGGGCUGUGGAAGUGAGCAAACAAGAGAGGUCUCGACUCACGGACGAUAUUUUCAAGGCUCAUAAUUUGAUGCGCGAGACCCAGAGAUGCGUAGAACCGUUGAUAAACUACAAGAGACAUCCGUCGAACACGAUAGAGUGUAGCCAGAGUUUGCUUCAAGUCGCUCAGCAAAUCGCCAACAAGUUCGGCGUGACGGCGCCUACGACAAACGAGGUUCUCGGCCAGACGCAUGCGGAGAAAACGUGCGACAUCGCUCUCAAGCAAUACAGGGCCUUGAUGCACGCGAUAACUUCGAAAGCUGUGACGGCGUUCGUGGACGAAAGUACCGACGAACCGGCGCUCCAGACCACCGGAGUUCCGACAUGUUUCGGGUGUCAGAAAUGUCAAGGACCAGCCAUUGUAAUUUAAAUGACUCCUAUCUUUAAUGCUCAAAGUCUAGGCUGAGCUUCUCUCCCCAGAGAGAGAGGUGUCAUCUAAGAAAAAUCGUGUCUUCGGAAGCUUUUGCAAUGAAUUGAAGCACGGAGACAUAAGCGAGACCGAUCUUCCCUAUUCGCCGCUCAACGACGACAAACUUUCAUCGCCGAAUUUCCAAAUGUACAUAUAAUGCGUAAGCUUCACGGCUCAUUUGUACAUGCAUCGACUGC